UUAGAGGCGGUGCGACUGUCAAUUGUGUUCCCUCUCCUCGUUAAAACUCGGCUGUUGUUGCUCUGAGUAAAACCAAGACGACCGUAGUGUCUGUGUUUAGUCCGAGCCUGUGCGCUCCGCGGUGACAGGAGAGCAGAUCUUCUGUCUACUUGACGGUGACCGCGGCGCAAGUUCGCUCCUCUCUGCACUUUGACAUCGAUUUGUUUUGGGGAGAGGAGGGAGGGAGUAGGGUUUCGAGUCGUCUUGUAGCCGACGCUGGAUUGUUUUAAAACAAAAUUCCCACCAACACCACCUCGUUUUCAUCAUUUCUCGUCACGCACUUUUUGGCUACAGGCGGUGGUUGUUGUCUCGACCGCCUCGAAGAUAAGACCAACACGGGGAACGGUGAGGACUUGUUGCGCGUCUCCGGGGAGCGCACCAGUCCGGUUUUCAUCCAAGUCGAUACUGUACCUGCGUGCGAUGCUUUGAUUUCAACAGUGAUACGUUUCAGUGGAGCGGGAAUGGACUGUGGAGAUCAGCUCAGACUAAAAGCCUGAAGUCAGCGCGGCUUAUUGGUGCUCAGUGACUAUGAGAAUCUGAUCAUAAUUAACGAAAUUGGGCUGAUUAGUUUCCCUCAGUGUGACGGAGCUGCUGCUGCUGCUGCUGCACGGCCGAUGCUUUAGGAACCAGUUUCUCCUUUAAAUGGCACCCACGCACAGACAAGUCAAACUUUAUUCGGGUCAGAUCCGACGACUUGAUUAAUUUUCCCUUUUCCACAUCCGAAUCGAGCCCCUCCCCUCUCAUCGACAUGUCUGAGCGUGAUGGAUAUGGAGACGGGCUGUGUAGCGACGGAGCGCCGGACUGCAUCCCGCCGAGAGCGUCCCGCGGCCGGCGGAGCGGUGUCAUCCUCCCCGGUGGCGGCCAGGACACCGACACCAUCCUCCUGGAGUCGGUGAAGGCAGCACCUCGCCGGAGCAGUAUCAUAAAGGAUCCCUCAGUACAAAAGGUGGGCGGAGGCAGGAAGAAGACUGUGUCCUUCAGCAGCAUGCCCUCUGAGAAGAAGGUGAGCAGCGCAGCCGACUGCUUGGCGUUCAUGCAGGGCGGGUGUGAGCUGAAGAAGAUCCGGCCCAACUCCAGGGUUUACUGUCGUUUCUACACCCUGGACCAAGACCUGAGCUCCUUACGCUGGGAGCCCUCUAAGAAGGAUGGGGAACGGGCUCGGCUGGACGUCUCCAGCAUCCGGGAGGUCCGCACCGGGAAGAGCACAGAGACCUUCCUCCAUAACGGCCCUGUCUCUGAACACCUGGCCGAGGAGGCAGCCUUCUCUAUCAUACAUGGGGACGACUACCAGUCUCUGGACUUGGUUGCAUUGUCUGCUGAUGUGGCCAACAUCUGGGUGACAGGCCUUCGCUACCUGUUGGCCCACCCCUCUGUGAUUGGCGGGGCUGGGGGAGGUGGCGGAGGGCUGGGUGAAGGAGGGGGUGUGGCUGUGGAGGGCAGCCUGGGGAGCAAGAUGAGGAGCGAGUGGCUGGCAGCGGAGUUCGCCCAGGUGGAUGAAGACGGCUACGGCAUCGUGUCGGAGGAUGUAGCAGUCGCUACCAUCUGUAAACUGUGCCCCGGCAUCAAGGAAGCCAAGGUGCGUCUGCGUUUUAAGGAGAUCCAGCGUAGUAAGGAGAAGCUGACCUCCCAUGUGACUCGUGAGGAGUUUCAGGAGGCCUACUGCGAGCUCUGCACCCGGCCCGAUGUUUACUUCUUAUUGGUGCAGCUGUCCAAGGACCGGGAGUGUCUGGACCCUCAGGACCUCCGCCUCUUCUUGGAAACGGAGCAGGGUUUGUCUCUGGCAACAACCGAGGGCUGCUGGGAGCUCCUGAGGCGCUAUGAGCCGUCGGCCCAGGGCAGGGAGAGGGGGCUGCUGGGUCUAGACGGAUUUGCACGCUACCUGCAAUCCCCUGAGUGCCAGCUGCUCGACCCAGAGCACCUGGGGGUUUGUCAGGACAUGAACAUGCCUCUGUCCCACUACUACGUCAGCACUUCGUACCGCUCCUACCUGCUGGAUGACCAGGUCCAUGGCAGAGCAGACCUUGGAGGGCUGAUCAAGGCCCUGCAGUCCGGCUGUCGAUGCCUGGAGCUGGGAGUGACUGAUGGCCCAGAGGGGGAGCCUCUUCUUGGAGUCGACUACGGUCCGGACAUCCCCCGCCACCAUCAUCACCACCACCAUCACCACGCGCCAGUUACCAUCCGCUCUGCUCUGGAGGUGGUCAAUAAGUAUGCCUUCCUGACCUCUCAGUACCCGCUCUUGGUGUAUUUGUGUCAGCGCUGCUCUCCUGCCCAGCAGCGUAUCAUGGCGCAGCACCUGAAGAAGGUGUUUGGCACCCGUCUUUACACCCCAGAGGCCCUGCCUGUCAGCCUGGGAGGGCGAGCAACAACCUUGCCCUCCCCUGAGCAGCUGAAGGGUCGUAUCCUAAUAGUGGGGAAGAAGCUCCCAGUGGAGCAGGAUGGCUCUGAUGGGGAGGUAUCUGAGGAGGAUGAGGAGAUAGGAGGAGGAGGGCCUUUGGCAGGACGGCGAAUGACCAUCCCUGGUGAGGAGGAACUGGGUGUGGUCUUAGUGGUGCCUCCACCCUCUCAACCCAGGAAGCUCCGUCUCCACAAAGAGCUGUCAGACCUGGUGGCGAUCGCUCGGACCGGGAGCCGCAGCUUCUACGCCCAGAGAGCCAGUCACAAACAGGCUCAGCAGCAGUCACCCCCCAGCAGCCCCUCCUCUCCCAGCACACCGAUGCCUCCCGAGCCGCCUUAUUGGACACUGUGCUCCCUGGGUGAAGGAGAGGCCGGGCGUCUGACCAGCGAGAGCCCAGAGGACCUUGUUAUGUUCACCAAGCGCACUCUAACCAGGGUACGACCCAGCUCUGUGCGUCUGGACUCCAGUAACCCUAAUCCACAAGGAUACUGGAAAGGAGGGGUCCAGCUCGUGGCCUUGAACCAGCAGACCCCCGGUGCCAUGCUGGACCUUCACCGAGGACGCUUCUCACAGAACGGAGGGUGUGGUUACGUUCUCCGACCUGCUGUGAUGAGGGAUGAGGUGUCGUAUUUCAGUGCUCACACGCAGGGAUGUGUGCCAGGAGUGCCACCUCAGACGCUGCGCAUUAAGGUUAUCAGUGCCCAUAACCUCCCCAAGCCUCAGGGAUCAGGGGCUAAGGGAGAGGUCAUUGAUCCUUACGUGGUCCUGGAGCUGCAUGGUGUACCGGCUGACUGUGCUGAACAGCGGACACGCACUGCCGCUCAGAACCUGGAUGACCCACUGUUCGAUGAAACCUUUGAGUUUCAAGUAAACAUGCCGGAGCUGGCCUUGCUGCGCUUCGUGGUAUUAGAUGACGACUACAUUGGAGAUGAUUUCAUCGGCCAGUACAGCGUUGCCUUUGAGUGCCUUCAGCCCGGCUACCGCAAUGUGCCCCUGCUGGGCCUGGCGGGAGACCCCUUACCCCACACCAGCCUGUUUGUCCAUGUGGCGGUCACCAACCGGAGAGGAGGCGGGAAGGCCCAGCGACGAGGUCUGUCAGUGAGGAGGGUGGGGAGGCGGGGACGGGAGUACGUCACUCUGAGGCACACUGGCAUCAAGGUGGUGGACGAGACCUUCAAACCAGCUAGUGCCCCCCUCAAGGAGGCGACAGACCUGCGGGAGGAUGCACAGAGCACCACCACCAGCUUCAAAGAGCAGUGUGGGCUCCCCACGGUGGCCAAACUGAAGCAGUGCAUCCAGAGCCUGGCCACAAGGCUGCAGAGCCCUGAGGGCGCCAUGGGGGCCACCAUGGUGUUGAAGGAGGGCUACCCAUGUCUGGAGCCUCAGGUCAACCUGUCAGAGCCGACACGCAAACUGCUGACUGCCUACGACACGAUGAUUGCUGCCCAGAAACAGCUGAUAGAGAAUGCAGAUGCUGUUCAGGAGAGGAUCGCCCAGGUGCAAAGAGACGGCAUGGACUUCCAUGAGGAGCUUUCUCGGCUUGGGGAAAAAGAGGGACUGAAGGGACGCAAGCUCAACAAAGCUGUGGAGAGUUUCACCUGGAACAUCACCGUCCUCAAGGGUCAGAGUGAUUUGUUACGGGGAGCUAAGAUGGAUUCCCUGGAUGCCCUGAGGCAGCUGGCUCUGGCCUGUGAAGCCUGUGGACUCACCUCCUCCUCCUCUUCCACCAACUCCUCAUCCUCCACCUUCUCCACAGCUGAGCUGCACUACUCCUCCCACCCCCUGUCUGGCCGCCGCAGCAGCACACAUGGCAACGGACGCAUUUGACAUCCCCCUCUCUCCCCCUGGAUCCAGCACACUGCCAAAGAUGAAAAGGGAGUAGACAGAGUAAUUACAGAGGGUAACAGAGAUGAGGCGAUAUGAGAGUGAGAAAGAGAAUAAAUGAAAAGUGCUGGUGUAAAAGGCACCAGAGGAGGCAGUGUUAGUGUGUUAGUGUUCAGUGCAGUAAGUGUCUAGAUUAACCUAGACCAGAGCAGUAUAUCUCUUAAAGCCUUACAGAGAGUUCAUCAAUUUAUCACAGAAGGUCCAACAUGCAGGAGAAGCUUUUCAUGAAUGUCUUUGGUGGAAAAGUGAGGAGUGACACUCCAUAUGGGUCCUUGAACUUUCGGCAGCUCCUGCUUAAUUUUCUGAAAGAAAUGUUUGUGACUCAACAUUGUAACUCAGUGGGUUUCCCUCAUUAGAGAAGAAAUCAUAGACACCUGAAUAAUUUGUGACAAUGGGGCUGUCGUGGAGCUGAUGUUUACAGUCCUGCUGGUGUUUUAGAUGUAGGGGAUGCAGAAUGGAGGAUAUGUAGAGCUGAUGGGACAAUUAUUAUUCUGCCUCACUAUUUCAGCUUGUCCCUUGGGAAGAUAACAAGACUUGUGUGUGUUUGCAAUGUCGCAAAUGGUGGAAAAGGAAAGGUGUUACAAGAGAUUGAUUGACAGAGUGUGACCCACAAAAACACCAAGAUAGAAAUGAAGUAAUUCCAGUAGUGUAGAUUUAUAGUGUAAUACUACUUUUUUAAACUCUGAAGCAUUUUUUAUUUUUUAGAUUUAACUACAGUUACUGCAACUGAACUUUUUACUGUAGUUUAAUGUACAAAAACACAGUCCUCCUGCAUCUGCUUAAUUAACAAGAAUGACUUGUCUUAAGACAGAUGUGAUGUAAAGUAGGCUAUACAGUAAAUGAUUGACAGUUCUGGACAUCAGCUGAAUUAGCUGAAUGCACCUCUCGGUAAGCUGUCUCUGGUCUUCAAACUUGAAAAACACGAUGGCUGUUACUGUGACUUGAAAUUUCUCAUAGUUCCUCAAUGAAUCUGAGGCAAUUGACCUUAUCUAAAAUAUCAACAAUCAUUAAUGAGGUUUGGGGGUUUGGAGAGGUGGAAAGUCAAAUUGAUCUAGAUAUUUGUCUGAUUUAUCUAAUUAACUGUAUCACUUCUCUUGCUGGAUAUUUCCAGAUUUCAAUUUCAAUUCAAAAAAAUUAAAUAAAAUAGCUCCCAAGUUUUUUCUGCUUGUUUGAGUCUAGCGCCCUCAAAUAACUUUGUAUAUUAAAUGCUACAAAAAAACACAAGGAGUGCAUAAAGAUCCCCUUGCUACUCUGAACACACUCCUGUUAUCUCCCCUGUGAUAGCCUUUGAGUCUGUCACGUUCACUCGGAGAGGGGACGGCUGAAACACGAGGAAUGAGGUGUAGUGGAGAAGAGACAUGGUAAUUGGAGAAGUUGUGGAUGUGUGUUGAUACUGUAGUACUACAUGUCUGCUGUAGUACAUGUGUGGAUCACAUAACCUCCUCACUAUACCGGGGGUACUGGAUGCUCAGAGUCUGUACGUGUGGGUGUGUUUUUGUGUAGGAGGAACAGAUUCCUGCAGUGUUGAUGAUGAAGUACACAGUGUUGAUGUAGCAAUAAUAACAGUGGUGAUGUUACAAGAAAGUCAAUGAGGCUGUAUAACUCAAUAUGGAUUGAAAACAACAACUAACUUUAUAACUCAGUGAUGCUUAUAAACGUGUUUGAAAGCAACUACAAAAAUGGUGUCCAGCAGGUGCUACUGAUCAUGGCUCAUAGUUGUGCUUACCUGGUGUUCUUCUAAGCCUUCGAGUGUAACUGUGUUUCUUCUUAACGCAGGAAAACACCUGACUCUUGUUCUUCUAACUGAGCUUUUGUACUCCUAUUCUUGUAUCUUGUAAUGCUGCGUUUGAACCAAACUCGACGAAAAGUGAUGCUAAGCAACACACAGGACUAAGCUAACCAGAUUAGAAAUACCUCCUUGAAUAGUGAACCACAUUUUAUCUCCAGUGUUGGUGAUUUUCAUGCUUUAGUUAAAGGACUACACGUCUUGAAACCUUUUGGAAAAUGCCAAAAACAUUUUGGAGCUACAAGGUUUGAUGUGAUUAAAAAGACCAAGUAAGGCAGGUGUGUUUGAAAAUGUUCAGAUGGAUUCACUAGUUUUAAUAAUCUACUGCACCACAGGAACUCUUUAAUAUGGUUGAUUUGGACAUAUUUAUUUCCAUUUAAUCUGCUGCAGGUGACAAUGCAGUUUUUGAACAAAGCAAGUUGGGCAACUUGAGGGAACUUUCUGAAAAGAAGAUCUUGUGAAUGUUUAUUCUGCCCUUUUUAAGGAAGCAGGAGGGUGAACCUGAUCAGAGACGAGGAUCACAGCUAAACAUUCUAACAGCUCAGCGACCCAUCAACGCAGCUGGUGGCAUUUUGCAGUAGACAGGGUGUAAUGGGAAACGCUGAAACAGGGGGAUGACACUGAGGUUUACUGACUUCUUUAGCCCCUCUGAAGUGCUUGUGCAGGACUACUGUUUGUUCUGAAUGAUGUCCUAUAUUUUUUAUACACUGUUUUGUUGCCUUUCAUUCAUCUACACAUUCCUUUCCUUUUGUAAUACCAUUAACUUCUUUCAUACCUUCGCUUUUAUCCAUCCUGUUGUUCCUGCUGCACUUCUGGAGACUCCUGGUGGGGAGUGACAGAGCUGAUGCACUGAGUCACAGCCACAGGAGGAGGUUGACCUAAUAACAUUUCCAUGUGAGCGUUUUGUGUGUGUGUGUAUGUGUGUGUGUGUCUGAGAAAAGGUAUAUUCUUCUAAAAGUAGAAAACAUAUAUUGGAGAGAGAGCAAAAGUUGAAGGAUAGAAGAAGAUGAAGAAGAAGAAGGGACUGAUAUUGGAUUAACUUUUGGUUGCAUGUGUGGCUGGGUGAGCACACCUGCAGAGCUUCAUAAUUGGCUGUGAGCAAUAGACGGAGUGACAGCACCUGCUGUUUUGGUCUAUUAAUAACAUUGUGACUCACUGGAGGCUUUGGGAUGUGUGUAUAUGCUGGUGUGCUUAUGUUUGUCAUGAUACCAUGGUGCCCUAAUUCCUGGCCCGAUGAUGCAAAGCAAUUCUCCUGCUAACACAGUCAUUGCCAAACUACCUGCCAGCUGGCUCAGGGCGCUUUUUGGUAGAGCGCCACUGCCCCUGACAGGCACACACAAGUAAAUACUACAGAUUUCAUAGGAUCAUAAGAGGCAUCCUCACUCAGAGAUCUGCUUACCUGUAGGGAGGAUCUCUCUGCAUUAAUGAUGCAUCAGCUCCAGUAAAACAAACCACAGUAUUAGCUUUCUGUGUUCUGGUUUACAUGCCUGCUGACAUGGGGAAUACAACUGGGUCAAAGAGGGAACAGGCGAUGGCAUUUACUUUACCUGAGGAGACGUGCAAAGACGAAGGUCACAGGGUUUACUUCUGUAGGUGAACAUAGAGGUAGAGGGGUCAGGUUUCAGUAAUUAGGUCUUCUUUACUUAAGUUAAACCUCAUUCUCAGAAUAAUUCAUCAGGCAUACACUGUAUUUACAAAGGUAGACAGCAAUGACUGUGCUGCUGCAUAAAACAAAGGCAACAUGUAAGAAUGAUGGCAGCUUGUUAUUUCAGCAGAGACUGACCUUUGCAGUGUGUCAGGAAGAUACAACACCUGAGCCACUAAUUUGUAGCUGGAUGAUCCAAAAGGACCACACCUGUGUUUUUGCACGAUUUAACCCACUUACUUCAAAUCAUUUACUGUAUACUUGCAACAGCAGAAAAUCUACAAUUGUAUUUGAAAUGUGUAGAUUGAAUGUGCUUUUAUAUCUUCCAGGCAGCUAUUGGUUUCAGUUCAUGUCAGUAUGAUAUGGAGUCAGCUUGCAGACUUGCUUUUGGUACAUCCAUUUCAGUGAACAUCCUGCAUGGUUUUUGAUGCAAGAAGCUACUCAACCGACACCAUCCUUCUCACUGUGUGUGCUCCUGCUUAUUAUUUGUUGUUUGGUUUUGAAUUUCUGACAGUAGAGCUCAUCAAUGCAACACUGUAAAGUGACCAACUCUAUCUGUGCUUCUCAGCAGCUCAUGAUUUCCUCACUGCAGCAGAUUCAUUUCAAAUUAUCCCAUGUUUUCUGUUGCAUUAGUGUAUAAUAUAACUUAAAUUUGAAUAAAACUAAGCUUGAUGUUUGCAGUGAUCGAUCACCUAUCUCAAGCAAAUUUUAAGUCCCUAAAUGUUGCAAAGUUUUGAAAAACAGUCAGCAGUGAUUUGUAGUGAAUGAACUAAACUUGCAGAAACACUAGUAUGAUCCUUUAGACAUUCAAAAAUGAGGUUUUAGGUACAAAGCAUUUUCUUAUCCUCUCCAUGCCUCCUUCACAGUCUGCUUUGUAUCUCACUGCACUUUGCUUUUUCAGGACACUUUACCUGAAGAUAUGUUCAUCUUGCAGUAUUGAUGAAUGAGUGUGUACCUCUGCUAAAGGCACUGCAGUCAGCCACUCACUACAGUGCUUUACUAUGACGUUCAGUAUAUUGUAUCUCAUUUGUAACCCAAUGCUGCACCCUGAUAGCUGAGGUGUGGACUUAGCUACUUCCCUUUAUGCCCUUUAAAGUGGAUAAGGUCUACGCUGAGCUUUGUUUCUCACUGUGAUUGCAUUUUAAGUUUGGAGUUUGAAGGAUGAGAGUGGAGGACUGAUCCAUGUGUCAGAGCAAGGUGCUGCAUUGGGAUGCAUUGUUUCUCUGUUACCCAUGUCUUAACCUAGAGCUGUAUCUCUGUGUGCUCUUCAGUGUGUGAUGCUACCUAUCUUUGCAGACCAGUGAUCAAAUAGCGCUUAUCGUUUAUUUGAAUAAUUGAAGAGUUGUUUAUACCUGCCAUAGUGAUGUGGACAAAGUUGUGUCUUGGAAACGUGUAAAGGUAUUUAGGUUUAGGUUCUAUAUUACCCGUGGCAUCUGCAGUGUCUGUGUUGGCCUGUGUUUACACCGCUGACCUUUAAUCCAGUGUUGUUUCCUCAACUGUUCUGACGGUCACUGUAUGUUUUUGUAAAAUAGAAAAGAAACAAAAAAAGACAAGAGGAAGAAAAAUAUUUAUUGAAGUGUGUUUUAAAAACCAUAAAUAAAUAUAAUUAAUUAAAUGGACCUUGCUUUUAUUUUGAAAAGCUACUGUGUUUUCUAUCUUACAAGUAAUCAAAUAUAAUAAGAGUAUGUAUCCCAGACUAAAUAAAGUUAUCUUUUCCUGACCAAA
This is a messenger RNA of Lates calcarifer (barramundi perch), 9474 nucleotides long. RefSeq names its product phospholipase C like 1 (gene plcl1). The record is from RefSeq and is a predicted model, not a curated record. NCBI's taxonomy places the organism in Eukaryota, Metazoa, Chordata, Actinopteri, Centropomidae. Gene Ontology annotation, biological process: intracellular signal transduction; lipid metabolic process. Gene Ontology annotation, molecular function: phosphatidylinositol-4,5-bisphosphate phospholipase C activity.